GGCGGGCCGGAAGUCGGGCAGGGAGCGGCGUGCAGGAGCCCCGCCCUCCUGGGCUGGAUUCCGUGCGGGGGGCGGGGAAGUGGGCGGGGUCUGUGGCCGCGGGAAUCCCGACCCCGCCCUUUUCCCCACCCCUCCAUUUCUCGCCAUGGCCCCUGCACUGCUCCUGGUCCCUGCUGCCCUCGCCUCUUUCAUCCUGGCCUUUGGCACCGGAGUGGAGUUCGUGCGCUUUGCCUCCCUUCAGCCACUUCUUGGAGGGAUCCCGGAGUCUGUUGGUCCGGAUGCCCGCCAGGGAUGGCUGGCUGCCCUGCAGGACCGCAGCAUCCUUGCCCCCCUGGCAUGGGAUCUGGGCCUCCUGCUUCUAUUUGUUGGGCAGCAUAGCCUCAUGGCAGCUGAGAGAGUGAAAGCAUGGACAUCCCGGUACUUUGGGGUCCUUCAGAGGUCACUGUAUGUGGCCUGCACUGCCCUGGCCUUGCAGCUGGUGAUGCGGUACUGGGAGCCCAUACCCAGAGGCCCCGUGUUGUGGGAGGCUCGAGCUGAGCCAUGGGCCACCUGGGUGCCCCUCCUCUGCUUUGUGCUCCAUGUCAUCUCCUGGCUCCUCAUCUUCAGCAUCCUUCUCGUCUUUGACUACGCUGAGCUCAUGGGCCUCAAACAGGUGUACUACCAUGUGCUGGGGCUGGGCGAGCCUCUGGCCCUGAAGUCUCCCCGGGCUCUCAGACUCUUCUCCCACCUGCGCCACCCAGUGUGUGUGGAGCUGCUGACAGUGCUGUGGGUGGUGCCCACGCUUGGCACAGACCGUCUCCUCCUUGCUCUCCUCCUUACCCUCUACCUGGGCCUGGCUCAUGGGCUUGAUCAGCAAGACCUCCGCUACCUCCGGGCCCAGCUGCAAAGAAAACUCCACCUGCUCUCUCGACCCCAGGAUGGGGAGGCAGAGUGAGAAGCUCACUCUGGUUACAAGCCCUGUUCUUCCCCUCCCCCAAAUUCUUUAUGUUGUUGAGAUGCAGUCUUGCUCUGUGGCCCAGGCUGGAGUUCAAUGGCGCAAUCUUGACUCACUGCAACCUCCGCCUCCCAGGUUCAAGUGAUUCUCCUGCCUCAGGCUCCUGAGCAGCUGGUAUUACAGGCUCUCGCCACAACACACAGCUAAUUUUUGUAUUUUUAGUAGAGACAGGGUUUCGUCAUGUCGGCCAGGCUGGUCUUGAACUGCUGACCUUGUGAUCCGCCUGCCUUAGUCUCCCAAAGUGCUGGAAUUACAGGCAUGAGCCACCACGCCCAGUCUCUCUCCCCCUGAAUUCUAAAUCUUUAACAUCCAGGCCCUGGCUGCUUCAGGCCAGAGGCUCAAAUCCAUGGACUAAAGGAGUUGCCCCUUCCACUACUUGCUACUUUAUUCUCUGGGUCCAGCUCCAUACUCUAAAUUCUGAGUUUCAGCCACUGAACUCCAAGAGUCCACAUCUCACCAGCAAGGAAGAGCAGGGUAUGGAAUUCAUCUGUCUCCUCACUGUUUAGGGCAUGGCAUGCUCCCCUUCAACAGUCUCCUAGAAGGAAAGGAUCUGCCCUGACCAUUCCGCUGGCGGGCACCAUUGCUUCUCUCUGUGCCUCUGGGAUCCCCCUCCCACUUCGCCACCUCUGGCUUCCACUCCGAGAAGCUGGACCAGGGUCUGCAAGUUCAAAGGCAGUGGCUGUCCCUCCAGGCCCCACACCUUGCCUCAGCACUCCCGGCCCUAGUGUCUGCACCUCCUUAGGCCCUGCCUCUGAACCUAGUCAAGAGGAUUCUCCCGUUCUUAACUUGGGGCUUCCUGUUCUGGAUGCUCUGCAGGAAAAUAAAAGCCUGAUUUUUCUACGUA
Callithrix jacchus (white-tufted-ear marmoset) is the source of this 1838-nucleotide messenger RNA. RefSeq names its product nurim (gene NRM). The record is from RefSeq and is a predicted model, not a curated record. NCBI's taxonomy places the organism in Eukaryota, Metazoa, Chordata, Mammalia, Primates, Cebidae. Gene Ontology annotation, cellular component: nuclear membrane.